This is a messenger RNA of Humulus lupulus (European hop), 602 nucleotides long. RefSeq names its product protein ALP1-like. The transcript has 2 exons. Bases 23 to 427 code for a protein of 134 amino acids. NCBI's taxonomy places the organism in Eukaryota, Viridiplantae, Streptophyta, Magnoliopsida, Rosales, Cannabaceae. The record is from RefSeq and is a predicted model, not a curated record.
AGUAGAUGUAACACAAAAUGUAAUGGCUGCAUGCUCCUUUAAUAUGAUGUUUACUUAUGUCUACGCUGGAUGGGAAGGAACAGCCAAUGACUCUCGAGUGCUUCUUGAUGCAAUUAGAAAAGACGAUAACUUUCCCAUGCCACCACCAGGUAAAUACUAUGUUGUUGAUUCUGGCUAUCCAAAUAUGCCUGGGUUUCUAGCACCAUAUCGUGGUGAACGUUAUCACUUGCGUCGCUUUAGAGGAAGAGGGAACCAUCCUAGAGGUGCGAUGGAGUUAUUCAAUUAUAGGCACUCAUCAUUGCGCAAUGUGAUUGAACGUUGUUUUGGACUUCUUAAAGCCAGGUUUCCCAUUUUGAAGUCAAUGCCUCCAUACUUGCUUGGAAAGCAACGUCGAAUACCAAUAGCAUGUUGCGCUAUCCACAACUAGAUCAAAAUGCAUUCUAUUAAUGAUAGAAUGUUUGAACAAUAUUCAGUUGAUGCUACACCUGUUGAAGAUAUUGAAGGAACUGAAAGCCAAUCUAAUACAACAAUAGAAAACCAACAAGAAGGAGAUGAAGCAGGAAUUUCUGAGGCACCACAGAUUAAUUUCAGUCAAGCUUAUA